Chanos chanos (milkfish) is the source of this 282-nucleotide messenger RNA. Its product is annotated as olfactory receptor 6C65-like. Gene Ontology annotation, molecular function: G protein-coupled receptor activity; olfactory receptor activity; odorant binding. Bases 1 to 282 code for a protein of 93 amino acids. Lineage: Eukaryota; Metazoa; Chordata; Actinopteri; Gonorynchiformes; Chanidae. Gene Ontology annotation, biological process: detection of chemical stimulus involved in sensory perception of smell; G protein-coupled receptor signaling pathway. Gene Ontology annotation, cellular component: membrane. The record is from RefSeq and is a predicted model, not a curated record. The transcript has 4 exons.
AUGCCUCCAUUUUCCAUGCACCACUGGAAGAAGGGGCAACUUGAGGUUCCAUGUGAGAUUGCUAUUUUAACAGUGAUGGCUUAUGACAGGUAUAUAGCAAUAUGUAAACCAUUACGCUACAAAAGCAUUCUAUCCAAAAAUUUACCUGUAGGCCUUCGAGAUGCUAUGUCCCUACAAUUCCUUGUUCUACCACCACUUCUCAAUCCCAUUAUAUAUGGUCUACAACUCAAGCAAAUCCGAAAGGCUUUUUCCUGCUGUAGGACAAGUGGUGUGGAAGUUUGA